Molecule: messenger RNA, 605 nt
Organism: Kockovaella imperatae
Lineage: Eukaryota; Fungi; Basidiomycota; Tremellomycetes; Tremellales; Cuniculitremaceae
Exons: 3
Coding region: 80-559 (159 amino acids)
Source: RefSeq, a predicted model, not a curated record
UAUUUACAUAGACCUCUCAGCUCAAGACGCUCUUUCGACUCUGACCUUCCUCUCCGUCCCCGGGUCAACUUCAGACAUUAUGAUCUCGGCCAUUUCAGAGUGGACAGCCAGUGAGCUCCCGCCAGCUAUGAGAGCCGUCGGAUACUUGAUACUGGCGGCAUUGGAUGAGGUCCCACUACCAUUCCUGGUCAUUGGGUUUGUGGCUCUGCUAGCCAUGCUGCAGUGGUCAUUCCCUCGUUCAUCUCCCCACCUGCCGUUCUAUUCGCCCUCAGCCAUCGAGAAGGGACGACUCUCACCACUUCCAUGCACUCCUCCCUCGCUCUAUCCAUCUCAGCGUGCCUCCUUCAACGCUUGCUCACCCAUCUUUUACCCCAGUUUCGAGAAUGGCAAGCCGCAAUACAUCGCCGUCAUUCACGACUCAUCUUCCCGUGUCAUAUCUGAAUCUGGAACCUUAUCACCACCUCGAUCCGGAGGUGCAAGCAGGAGAGGGAGCAAGCAGAACUGGAGGACGAAACUCGGCGUUGUCGACGAGUCACCAGAGGAGAAGUUUGAGGUUUGAGACAAGACUGUGAGACCAGCGUCAAUCCAUGUUGAUCAUGGUGUGU